This is a messenger RNA of Megalopta genalis, 677 nucleotides long. NCBI's taxonomy places the organism in Eukaryota, Metazoa, Arthropoda, Insecta, Hymenoptera, Halictidae. The record is from RefSeq and is a predicted model, not a curated record.
AUGGGGAAGAUACAACGAUAUUUGAUCCUAACGCCACUUGGACUGCCCCAUAGCACAACGAAAGACGUAAUUCUCGACAACUAUCGCAUUCCUAAGGACACGAUUAUUCUUUUGGAUUUAAGUAGCGCGAGCUAUGACCCAGCUUACUGGGAUCAACCGAAGGAAUUUCGGCCGCAACGAUUUCUAGACGAAAGUGGCCGAUUUGUCCAGAACAAUGCGAGCAUACCUUUCAGCUUAGGCAAAAGGCGGUGCCCGGGAGAAAUGCUUGCCCGCAGCACCAUAUUCCUAUUCUUCGCCUACGUUAUACAUUACUUCGACAUCGAAAUUUCUCCGGAGCAUGGUGAUCCAGACCCGAAUGGUUACGAUGGUUUCGCUAUAUCGCCGAAACCGUAUUAUCUGAAGCUCGCGAAGAGAUCGAACGUCCCGAAUUCGGAUAGCACGUAAACGGAAAUUAUUCGGUAGUAUGCGGCCGUGAGUAUUGCAAAUCACAGGGCCGCUAAUCUUCGCGUAAAUUUUCCAUUUUCAUAGACUGCCCAAUCAUUGCCGGAAUAGACGAAAAAUUUUGAUUUGUCCGCUGGAAGACUCUUCGAGAUAAAAAUUAGAAUAAAAAUUAUAAUUAUAGAUCUGAAGUCUUUCACACAAUUACUAUUCUAAAUACAAGAAUGUUUUUAAAAGAA